UGUAGGCAAGUGCACCCUGUUGGUUGAAGCUAAGAUUAAGUCCUCUAGGGUUGCUGUGGCAAAACUUCAUUUUUGACCAUGGCUGAUCCAUUAAGCCUUCUGAGACAGUAUAACCUCAACAAAAAAGAGAUUGUUGAGAAAGAAGGGAAUGCAAUUUUUGGGGAAUUUUCUUGGCCCAAGACUGUCAAGACCAACUAUAUCAUCUGGGGGAGUGGAAAGGAUGGAGCAACAAAAGAGUAUUAUACUCUGGAAUGCCUGUUGUUUCUGUUGAAGAAUGUCCACCUCUCUCACCCUGUAUAUGUGCGAAAAGCCACAGCAGAGAAUGUUCCAGUGGUUCACUUGCCAGAUCGGAAGGAUCUUUUGUCAUACCUCAGCCAGGAAGGAGCCACAUCAAAUAGCAUUGAUCGUAGUGCUCCCCUGGAAAUGCCCACACAGGUGAAGCGGGCGACAGAGGAGAGUCAGGAGACACAAGUGGCAAAGAAGCCACGUAUUGAUGGGACGGAUGUUGAGAAGGCCAAGGCACAGCUGGCUCGUCGAUUGGAACAACCAAAGGAGACUUCGCUCACUCUUGGCUCCUUCAAGUCCAUUUCCAUGACCAUUUCGGCAGAGAAGAUUGCAGCCAUGAGGGCAAAGCGGUUGGCAAAGAAAAGAGGGUCUAUUAAAGCAGGAGCAGAUGAGAGCCUUGGAGGAUCUUCUCCACUUCGAACGGUGCUAGAGAUAGACUUGGAUGUGACCAAAGACAUUUGCUCUCGAGAGAGACAGUGGCGAACGCGGACAUCCAUCCUUCAGAGUUCUGGAAAGUCUUUCGCUAGAAAUAUCCUUGCACUCAUGGAGAGUGUCAAAGCACGAGAAGAAGGUCGUAUUGUUCCGAGUCGAAUGGGACCUCCCACUUCUGGUGUGAUAAAUACGACCACACCUCGCAACAUCCCUGCUCCCACCCCUCCUGUUGUCCAGGCCCAGCCCAACUACUCAAGAUAUCUUCAAGAGAAGUUUGGAAAAGAAGGCAUGGCUAUUUUCUGGAUCCCUUGA
This is a messenger RNA of Darwinula stevensoni, 1029 nucleotides long. The record is from the annotation of a GenBank genome assembly. Lineage: Eukaryota; Metazoa; Arthropoda; Ostracoda; Podocopida; Darwinulidae.